ACGUCUGAAAAUGUCAAUGUAACCAUCGGUCUAGAGUGGAAUCUCCUGUCUGUAUAUCACUGCCUUUCUGCCAUGAGUGGGUGCCCAUUUUUAGGAAAUAAAUUUGGAUACAAUUCUCAAACGUUCUCAGUAGAAAACAAUGAUGAAGACAAUUCACAAAGUGGUGUGAAUAAAGCCAGCAAAGGCGGACUUAUCUAUGGGAAUUACCUACAUUUGGAAAAAGUUUUGAAUGCACAGGAACUUCAAAGUGAACUAAAAGGACAUAAAAUUCACGAUGAACAUCUUUUUAUCAUAACUCAUCAAGCCUAUGAACUCUGGUUUAAACAAAUCCUCUGGGAAUUAGAUUCGGUUCGAGAGAUCUUUCAGAAUGGUCAUGUCAGAGAUGAAAGGAACAUGCUAAAAGUUGUUACUCGAAUGCACCGUGUGUCUGUGAUCUUUAAAUUGCUGGAACAGCAGUUUGCUGUGCUUGAAACGAUGACAGCCUUGGACUUCAAUGACUUCAGAGAUUACUUAUCCCCAGCAUCAGGCUUCCAAAGUCUGCAAUUCCGACUACUAGAAAAUAAGAUAGGUGUCCUGCAGAAUUUGAGAGUGCCUUACAAUAGAAGACAUUAUCGAGAUAACUUCAAAGGACAUGAUAAUGAACUACUCCUGAAAUCUGAGCAAGAAAAAACUCUUUUGCAACUAGUGGAGGCCUGGCUGGAAAGAACACCAGGUUUAGAGCCACAUGGAUUUAACUUCUGGGGAAAGUUGGAAAAAAACAUUGUCAAAGGUCUGGAAGAAGAAUUUUCAAGGAUUCAGGCUAAUGAAGAAUCAGAAGAAAAAGAGGAGCAAAUAGCUGUCUUUCAGAAACAAAAAGAAGUGUUACUUUCCUUAUUUGAUGAGAAACGACAUGAACAUCUUGUUGGUAAAGGUGAAAGACGACUAUCAUAUAGAGCUCUUCAAGGGGCCUUGAUGAUAUAUUUUUACAGAGAAGAGCCUCGGUUCCAGGUCCCUUUUCAGUUGCUGACAUCACUUAUGGACAUAGAUUCACUCAUGACCAAAUGGAGAUAUAACCAUGUGUGCAUGGUGCACCGGAUGCUGGGCAGCAAAUCGGGCACUGGUGGGUCCUCCGGGUAUCAGUACUUGCGCUCUACAGUGAGUGACAGGUACAAGGUAUUUGUAGAUUUAUUUAACCUUUCCACAUAUUUGGUUCCCCGGCACUGGAUACCAAAGAUGAACCCAAUCAUUCACAAGUUCCUGUACACAGCAGAAUAUUGUGACAGCUCCUACUUCAGCAGUGAUGAGUCGGAUUAAAUAAUCUCAAAGCAUCUAUGAAGAACAUCAAUUUCCCUGUUUGUAUAUUUAAGAUUUCUCUAACUUUUCAUAAGCACACAGUAGAACCCUAAUGUACUAUAUGUAAAUACAUAA
Suncus etruscus (white-toothed pygmy shrew) is the source of this 1407-nucleotide messenger RNA. It is a transcript of the gene TDO2, whose product is annotated as tryptophan 2,3-dioxygenase. Gene Ontology annotation, molecular function: heme binding; metal ion binding; L-tryptophan 2,3-dioxygenase activity. Bases 73 to 1293 code for a protein of 406 amino acids. NCBI's taxonomy places the organism in Eukaryota, Metazoa, Chordata, Mammalia, Eulipotyphla, Soricidae. The record is from RefSeq and is a predicted model, not a curated record. The transcript is spliced from 12 exons.